CAGAUACCUCUACAAAAUGGAAGUUCCAGCUAAAAGACCAGUGUCGCCGUCUCUGGAGAUACCUCCGCCUGACAAGAAGCUCAGAGACUCAAAAGGAUUCAGAAUGAAGCGCCAGUACAUCGACAAGCAAACGCUUACUGCCUAUGAACAGUUGGGAGGUGAAACGUCUAGCGAUGCCAGCAUCAACAAAGAAAAGACCAUUCACGAGGAGGAAGCAGAGGGUGCCAAGUACAUCAUCGAUGGCAGGCUCAGAAGAGUGAAUCCGUACUACUUCACUUACCUCACCUACUGCAAGAUGAGAUGGAGAGACCGCAAUCUCUUGGACAUCUUUGUCAACGAGUUCCGGGACAGGGACGCCGAGUUCUACAAGAAAACAAUAGCAGCUGGCCAGGUGACCAUCAACAAGAAGCCUGCCGACAUCAACACCAUUGUACGAAACGGAGACUUGAUCAGCCAUCGUUGUUUCAGACGGGAGCCUCCAGUUACCUCCAGAGAAAUCAAGAUCGUGCACGAGGACGAGAACAUCAUCGCCAUAGAUAAACCUUCCGGGAUUCCUGUCCAUCCCACCGGAAGGUAUAGGUACAACACGGUGACCAAGGUGUUCCAGCAUGAAUUGGGCAAAACUGUGCAUCCGUGCAAUCGACUCGAUAGACUCACCAGUGGGUUGAUGUUCUUGGGAAAGAACGCCAAAGGAGCCGAUGGAUUUGUGCAACAGAUCAGAGACAGAACCGUCAAAAAAGAGUAUAUCGCUCGAGUCAAAGGAGAAUUUCCCGAUGGCACCACGGAGGUGGAUCAGCCAUUAAGCACCGUAGCCCCCAAACUUGGUUUGAAUCGUGUCGAUGUCGCCAAUGGAAAGGAGGCCAAAACCGUCUACAAAAAAAUUUCUUACGACAAAGAGUCCGAUACCUCCAUAGUCAAGUGCCACCCCUUGACUGGAAGAUCGCAUCAGAUCAGAGUCCAUUUGCAAUACUUGGGACAUCCUAUAGCCAACGACCCCAUCUAUUCCAAUGAGUUUGUGUGGGGAAAGUCAUUGGGCAAAAACAACGAAGGAAACGAUGAAGAAAUCAUUCAGAGAUUGGACAAAAUUGGGAAGGAUGUAGCUGCUUCAUCCUGGAUCCACCCUGAGGGAGAUGGCGAAACCUUGAGUGACGAGAUUUGUGAAGUUUCUGGCAUGCCUAUCUACUCGGAUCCCGGUCCUAAUGACUUGGACUUGUGGCUCCACGCCUAUAAGUAUGAAGCAGAAGACAAGUCCUGGUCUUACAAGACAGAGUACCCAGAAUGGGCUAUUAAUCCCCAAAGAAAAUUCAUGGAGUUGGCCAUUGAAGAAGCUAAGAAGUGUGGGGAGACCCAGACCCAAUUUAAUGUUGGUGCUGUAUUGGUGCACCGUGGAGAGGUGUUGGCCACAGGUCAUUCGCGUGAGCUCCCUGGCAACACCCAUGCCGAACAGUGUGCUCUUGAAAAGUACUUCGAGGCCACUGGUACCAAGGACGUUCCUGUUGGCACUGAAAUAUAUACUACCAUGGAGCCAUGCUCCUUGAGAUUGAGUGGAAAUCUUCCGUGUGUUGAUAGAAUCUUGAACUCUAAUAUCAAAACCUGUUUUGUUGGAGUGGUUGAACCUGAGAUUUUUGUCAAAAACAAUUCGAGCUUGAGCAAACUCAGUGCUAAGGGUGUGGAGUAUAUUCAUAUACCUGGCUAUGAGGAGAUAUGUUUGGAAAUUGCGAAAAAGGGCCACGAGAAGAUGGAGCACAAGAUAGAAGCCAAAGAAGAUACCACCGAGAAAGAUCAAGAGAAGAUAGAAGCCAAAGAGGAAACCAACGAAAAUCAAGAGCACAAGAAACACAAAGAUACCAGCGAAGAUCAAGAGCACAGAAUAGACUCUAAGGAGAGCAAAUAGAUCUACCACAGGGGUCUUGGUAGACCACCACAAAUAUUAAAUACUACACUCAAUCCCUUUGAAAUAAACAUUCCUU
Messenger RNA from Suhomyces tanzawaensis NRRL Y-17324, 1970 nucleotides. Its product is annotated as bifunctional DRAP deaminase/tRNA pseudouridine synthase. Gene Ontology annotation, biological process: pseudouridine synthesis. The transcript has a single exon. Gene Ontology annotation, molecular function: RNA binding; pseudouridine synthase activity. NCBI's taxonomy places the organism in Eukaryota, Fungi, Ascomycota, Pichiomycetes, Serinales, Debaryomycetaceae. Bases 17 to 1894 code for a protein of 625 amino acids. The record is from RefSeq and is a predicted model, not a curated record.